AUGCACUGCGGGAACGUGAUGAAGCCGUCGCUGAAGGACAACAGCGGCAGCCACGGUUCGCCCACCAGCGGGAUGCUGCACGGCAUCUUCUUCAGCUGCAACACCGAGUUCAACACCGGGCAGCCCCCGCAGGACUCGCCCUACGGUCGUUACCGUUUCCAGAUCCCGGCCCAGCGCCUCUUCAACCCCAACACCAACCUCUACUUCGCGGACUUCUACUGCAUGUACACCGCCUACCACUACGUCGUCCUGGUCCUGGCACCCAAGGGUUCCUCGGGGGACCUCUUCUGCCGGGAGCGUCUACCCCAACUGGACAUUUCCUCCAACAAGUUCCUGACGUGCUGCGUGGAGGAGGGCGAGCUGGUGUACCGCCAU
Molecule: messenger RNA, 375 nt
Organism: Leptosomus discolor (cuckoo roller)
Lineage: Eukaryota; Metazoa; Chordata; Aves; Leptosomiformes; Leptosomidae
Source: RefSeq, a predicted model, not a curated record